This is a messenger RNA of Gigantopelta aegis, 1567 nucleotides long. RefSeq lists its product as uncharacterized. The record is from RefSeq and is a predicted model, not a curated record. The coding region runs from base 1 to 1158 and encodes 385 amino acids. Gene Ontology annotation, molecular function: S-adenosylmethionine-dependent methyltransferase activity; O-methyltransferase activity. The transcript has 8 exons. NCBI's taxonomy places the organism in Eukaryota, Metazoa, Mollusca, Gastropoda, Neomphalida, Peltospiridae.
AUGUAUCAUCCCGAGGAGUGGCAGUCUUCCGGUAGACCGGUCGGACGGAUGUAUCAUCCCGUAAACCGGUCAGGGAGUGGCUGUCCUCCGCUAGACCGGUCGGGACGGAUGUAUCAUCCCGAGGAGUGGCAGUCUUCCGGUAAACCGGUUCUCUUACCUAUCCGAGAUGGCAUCAUGCUGAUCAGAAGAACCGAGGAUGUAGACUGUCAGAUGUCAUUCAGUGAUUCACUGUACUCGCCGAGUUCGAGACUGUCCAGAUCGCUGCACAUGCUCCACACGCUCGUGAAACGUUUGACAAAACAACACCUUUACUGGACAGCCAGAAUGUCAGGCCUUGCAUUUCCACCAGUGGACAUUAAUUACCGCUACUAUCAGCCCUAUUAUCGACGUCUGAUUGCCUUGAAGAAUCACGAAAGUUACACAGAUUGGCCGCAAGAUGUGAAAGAUGGAUUUGAUCACGUUAUAAAACUCAUUGAUGCCCGAGAUAAUUACGUCGAGACGAUGUGUUCAAAACACGGAAAAGUAUUGGCGGGAAUCAGCGAGUUCACGAAAACUGCCGAUUGGGCUGAGUUACAUAAAAGUGGCAAAACUAAAUAUUUAUUGCCAUCUGUUAUGUUAACAGGUCACGUUGAAGGUUUAUUUUUGAAGUUCCUAGUGAGCAUGCAACAAGCAAAGUAUGUUCUCGAUAUUGGAAUGUUUACCGGAUACAGCGCCCUGUCGAUGGCGGAAGCGCUUCCUGCCGACGGUAAAGUGUUCACGUGUGACCGGGAACUAUAUCUUGCUGAACUCAACCGGAAGGUGUUUGAUUCGUCACCUCACGGGAAGAAGAUAGAGAUUCGUCUAGGAGAUGUAGGAGAUACUCUGAACGCACUGGAGAAAGAUGGCAUACAGAUCAACUUCGUGUUCCUGGAUGCUGGCCAGGAACAAUAUGACACGUAUCUUGAUCUUCUUCUUGACAAGAAACUUCUCGCCCCACGAGGGACGAUCGCCGUCGACAACAGCCUCUGGUUUGGACGAUCGUACCUCCUCGACGACGACAGCAUGGCAAGAUUCAACAAGAAGGUUAAGGAUGACCCGAGAGUACAGGAGGUCCUCUUGCCAGUUCGAGAUGGCAUCAUGCUGAUCAGAAGAACUGAAGAUGUAGACGGCCAGGUGUAAAUCAGAGAGACGGACGGAUGGACACAUACAUACAGAGACGCAGGAAGAGAGAGAGAGAGAGAGAGAGAGAGAGAGAGAGAGAGAGAGAGAGAGAGAGAGAGAGAGAGAGAGAGAGAGUAAUGAUUUAUUAAAACCUAUAUAGUACGGUAACAAUAAAAUCGUCUUUUGAGGUAUGUAACAGCGCCAAAUCACAUUUAGGUACAUGGGACUCUUGUUAUGUUAGAAACAUCACUUAACUUUCAAUUCAAAUAAUGAAACAAAUUAUUCUGUGUAUACGCGACCUAUUUAGUAUUUUGUUCUUCAUUUCUGUGAAAAUAGUUAUAACGUGGACACUACUAUUAUUGAUUAGGGUAUUAAAGCGUUAUUAUCUAGUGUUAAGUAUAUUUGAAAUAAACCAUAUUUUUGAGAA